Messenger RNA from Paramisgurnus dabryanus, 2147 nucleotides. RefSeq names its product tachykinin receptor 2 (gene tacr2). Gene Ontology annotation, biological process: positive regulation of flagellated sperm motility; G protein-coupled receptor signaling pathway. Lineage: Eukaryota; Metazoa; Chordata; Actinopteri; Cypriniformes; Cobitidae. Gene Ontology annotation, cellular component: sperm midpiece; plasma membrane. Gene Ontology annotation, molecular function: substance K receptor activity. The record is from RefSeq and is a predicted model, not a curated record.
CGCGCCCCAGCAUCCAAUUUGGCGCACUUUCAUUCAUCUUUUGGAACUCUACUGUUGCAUAGCCUAUGUGCAAAAUACACCAUGUCGUAGCACUGGACUAACUGGAAUGAGCCUUAUGUGUUGUGACUGCGAACAACUAAGAUGAAUACUACUUUGGACCCACUUUCAGCAUCUCUUCUUUACAACGAGGAAGAUGGAAACAAAACCUUCAGCAACCUUUUCGAGCAACCGGACUGGCAGGUGGCACUAUGGGCAAUUGCAUACACCUUAAUCGUAAUUGUUUCCGUCGUUGGCAAUGUCACAGUUAUCUGGAUCAUUUUGGCACAUAAACGAAUGAGGACAGUGACCAACUUCUUUAUUGUAAACCUCGCUUUCUCGGAUGCGUCAAUGGCAACUUUCAACACCGUCUUCAAUUUUGUGUAUGCUUUGCACAAUGACUGGUAUUUCGGUUUAGGAUACUGUAAAUUUCAAAACUUCUUUCCAAUAACAGCUAUGUUCUCAAGCAUUUAUUCAAUGGCAGCUAUUGCUGUGGACAGAUAUAUGGCUAUAAUCCAUCCCUUGAAACCCAGGCUGUCCUCCACCACUACUAAAGUCCUGAUCGGGCUCAUCUGGGCCGUGGCAUUUGCUUUGGCCUUUCCUCAGUGUUAUUAUGCCAGUACCAAGUUCUUCUUUCCUCGGACUGUCUGUAUGGUGGAAUGGCCUGGAGAUUAUGGAGGGAAGCAUCAGCUCUCGUACCAGAUUGCUGUGAUUAUCCUAAACUACUUACUCCCUCUGCUGGUGAUGCUGGUCACCUACAGCCUGGUGGGCCGGAGGCUGUGGGGCAGUGAGAUCCCUGGAGAAGCAUCAGACCACUACCAGAAUCAUAUCCAGGCAAAACGCAAGGUUGUGAAGAUGAUGAUAGUGGUGGUGAUGACCUUUGCAAUAUGCUGGCUCCCCUACCACAUCUAUUUCAUUCUGGGGAGCUUCAACAAGGACAUAUACAAGCAACAUUACAUCCAGCAGGUCUACCUGACCAUCUUCUGGCUGGCAAUGAGUUCAACCAUGUAUAACCCCAUUAUUUACUGCUGUCUAAACCAAAGAUUUCGCUCAGGAUUCCGCAAAGCAUUCCAGUGCUGUCCAUUUGUGAAGAUAUCCGAGGAGGACAACAUGGAACUACAGCACAUGAUAACCUUACACAUGAGGCGCAGUUUUCGCACAGAGACCGCCAGUGUUGUGGUCCGCAACCAUGCAAGCGACCCAGAAGAUACCACAUCCACACUUAUCAAAGCUUAAGGCCUCUAAAAAUCAAGCAUGGGCACGCUUUGCACUCAAUACCUCACAGCUGGAUUUGAAUUUCACUCCUAUUAUGUUGUGUGGGGGUUCUGUGGGCUUUACAGUUGGAGUAUUAAUGUACUCUUAUGGCAUAAGCACCAAGCCUUAUUUGUUUAUGUAUUGAUGAUUAAUGUACUAAGUAUACAUACUAUACACUACAGUGUAUACAGUGCUUUAUCACACUGUAAAAUAGCAAUGGGUUAGAAAUGGCAUACUCAAUAUUGAAUUUGUUCGAGGAUCUGUUACAUUUCUAAAAGUAAGGGUUCUUCACAUCAUCAUUACAGUAUCUUACAGUACCAAGAACCAUUUUAUGCUAUAUAUAUUAUUAUGGUUUUCUUGAAUGCGUGUUUCGUGGUUUACAAAAAAUACAGAGAAUUAGUUUGAAAACAAAAAGAAAAUGGGACCAUUUUGUAACUGGAGUGAUUAUUUUAAUGAGCGUAUCCAUCCCAGUAUAAAUACUGUUUACUGCAUGUACCAUUAGCUUGUGAAUUGUAGAUGCAAAAUACUAAAAAAUAUAUAUUCCAAAAUUAUCUAUAGUGAUCAGUAACAUUAUUUAACUAUAAUUGAAACUAAAGUGUUACAGUUUUACCGUAAACAAGGAAGCUCAAAAUCAAUGGUUCUUAAUGUUUACAUGUAUUACGUAUAAAUCUGCAUGUAUGUCCAAACACUUGUUAUAAAUGUGCAAAGAAAUGUGCAGUUUUUGGUGCAAAGAAAAUAAAGUGUCAUUGGAUUGAUAUCAGAGUUUAUUCCGCUGGGUUUUACUGUCUGGAUUUAUUUUUACAUUUAAUUUGGCAUGUUACCAAAAAAUUAAAAACUAGUAGUACUAGUGUGUGUGU